AUGCCCUCGGCAGCAGCAGAGCCCGAGAGGCCGGAGCCAAGAAAGGAGCAGAGGAACAGAGCCCCGCGUGUGGGCGCGCCGGCUGACGGAGGGAUGAGGCGGCGCGGGGCGCGACAGCGGACGGAGGGAUGCAGCCGUCUUCCUCGCGCCGGGGGGAGCUGCGGUUCGGGGAUCUCUGGGAAAUCAGCGAGCGCGCCACCUGAAGAUCUCCAUGGCUAGCGCCGCGGAGCUCGGGUACACUGCCCCCUGUGAAUUCGAGUUCGAGUUCAUUUCCAGUUCAGCCGGCGACUGGCGACAGCUGGUAAUCCGAUUCCGGCAAGAACCAGGAGCUCUCCGAUGAAUAAAAGCGCUUGCGGUGGGGGCAGCGGCUCCAACUCGAUUCGCUCGCCUCCCUCCCCGAUCCCCAGAUCCAAUCCAGGACACGCCAUCGAUGGCGGCGAAGGUGCUCCAGCUCCGUAGCUCCGACGGCAAGGUGCUCGUCGCUCCGGCGUGGGACUAUCGCCCGGCCGCCGCCCAAGCCCUCCCGCUAGAGACGCGGGUGUCCUCGCGCGCCCUCGAGAGGGUGCUCCAGUACUGGACCAAGCACAGCCUUGCCAAGGCCACCGGUGAGUCCCGGGAGUCCCUGGCCCGCUGGGACGCCGACUUCCAGCGCCGCCUCGAGGAAGACGGCCUCGCCAAGGAGGCCGCCGCAGCCGCCCAAGAACUCCGCCGCUACGGCGUCGACCAUGGAGGGCGUCCCCAUCACCACGCCGCCACGGCCGCAUCUGAUGUCGCUGCUCCUGCCAAGGCGGCCCGUGUUGAUCCCGUCCGUGUCUGGUGUGUCAACCACGGAGAACGCAGCCAUGCGCCGGCGAUGCCCGGCUCCUUCGAUGCCUCUGAUACUGCCACCACCUUGCCGGCCGCUGCUGGUGCUGACCCCGGGGACGUCCGGUGCGCGAUCCGUGCCCGUGGGCGCCAGAUGGCUGAAGACGAGGAGUCCGCUUGCCACCACCGCAAGCGCCCGGCUUCCAAGGCUCCACUCUGCCUGCCUGCCACUGCUGCUGCGCCUGUGAAGAAGGUCUCUCGUCAGGUCGCUUCCAAGGCUUGCUCUAUCGUCGGCUCUACACCACUGCCUGCCACUGCUGCUGCGCCCAGUGUGCAACCGAAGCCGCAGAUCAGCAUGCGCGAACUGAUCGUGAACGCUCGCCUCACCAUGGCUCGCCUCGACAAGGCUCGCUCUGCCUCCGAAGAAGAGGCCAGCCGUCGGCGCGACAUCGAGCGCAGCCGAGCGGAGGCCCGGCGAAAGGUGGAGCAGAUGGCGAACACCGUGCAGUUCAACGACCCGUGGAUCCAUUACUCCGACGUGACCAAGUCCCCUGAGGAGCUGCUCCAAGCACGACAGCAAGCAUGGCGUUAUCAAGCUCACCUCCUCGAGAUGGCUCGUCGACGGGACUUUGCUGAAGCGAUGCAAAUCCACAGCACCAAGGAAGCAACCAAUUCCUUGGCUGCGUCCAGUGGUAUUACGCCUUCCCUGGUCUUUUAGUUGCUUCCUAAACCAUGCACACAUAAGUUUCAUUUAAUCUUUGCAUCUCUAGGUUCUGCACUUGCUUACCAAGAUUUCUAGUGUUCUUUGAAUCCCGUUCAGUCAUUAGUAAUUUUACUAGAGUGUCAGCAGAGUCUCCAUCUAGCUAGGCAGCAAAAAUCUUGUUAAGAUGUGUACGGCAUAGUUACACUACAUCCACACCUGGUCCUAAGUUAAGGGUUUAAGUAAAUAAAGGGCAUUUUCAAUAAAUCAAAGUAAAGCAGAUGAGCCUAAAAAGGAAACUCAUGUACUGCAAUUCCGGCACGAGACAGAGCGUAAGACGCACUCGCCGCAAAAUCCAAAACGCCCGUUUGCUACCCGGCUUGUAGCAGGAAAAAGGAGUAGAAUUGAACUUGUCGAUACACACAUAAUCAUGUGAGCUGCCUAGCGUCUGGAGACUAUGCUGACUCUCCUGUAAAAUUAAUCUUGGCUGAACUGGAUUCUUAGGCAUUGGGCGUCUUGGUGAGUUAAAGUUGCAGUUUCCGACUGAGUAACAUUGGUUAGUGAACUCUUGUGUGUAUGUGUGGGUGAAGCUUUGAGCUAAGCAAGUCCUCAAUGUAUCGACUAUCAAGUCGCACUGUAAUCGAUUUCAGAUAUGAAUAAAAUGUUGUUGGCCUGAA
Messenger RNA from Triticum dicoccoides, 2181 nucleotides. RefSeq lists its product as uncharacterized. Bases 431 to 1522 code for a protein of 363 amino acids. The transcript has a single exon. NCBI's taxonomy places the organism in Eukaryota, Viridiplantae, Streptophyta, Magnoliopsida, Poales, Poaceae. The record is from RefSeq and is a predicted model, not a curated record.